AUCUAGUCCGAAAGAUGGUAGCGCUCAAGUGACGUUUACAUCUUUUCCAUCUUCUUUUUCCCUGUUUUCGUGAUAAGUGGUGCACCAAAUCUAUUUCAAGGGAGUCUUGGAAGAAAAGAAGUCCUCAGUGACCUUAGGUAUGCCAAACACUCGAUGGCACAGUUCCCCUAACUUCAAAAUAGAACAAAAAUGAAGAGAGCUGUUACAGGAGAAAGAAAUCCGCGCGUCUCUUUCAAUGGACAAGGAUUAAUGGAACGAAAUGGCAGUAGAACUCGUCAUUCACAUGAGUUUACCCGGGGAAGAAGACCCGCAUUUGAUAGAAAUGGGGCAGGAACACAUGUACAACGAGGAAGAGAUUCUAAUCCUCUCAAUUAUAGGGCCUUAGAAAAAGUAUGUGAUUCAAACUCUCCUGACGAGGGAAUUUUGGAUCUUUUCAACAAAUCUAAACGAUUUGAAGCUCUACUGGAGGCAGAAGAAAUACGACCCGAUCUGAUGAAGCUUGUUAUUCGAGCUAUUCACAUGUGCUGCUUACCGAAUGAUAAAAAGGAGAUUGCUAAUAAACUUCUGCGCAUGGUAAUUAAAACAAAUUUUUUACAGUUGCAUCUAACUAAGUUUAUCAGCCAGAUGUCCAAUGUCUCGGCGUUUAGUGACAAUUACCAGCCUGAUAGACUGGUCUUGCUGUUAGCAGAGGUUUUCUUGGAGUUGCUGCAGAGAUUUGAACAGGACGUAAUUCACUUCAUUCCAAAUGCCCAACUGAAUGAGACGGUGGGUAAUCUGAAGAGUAAGGGUCUCCUUGAAGACGCAGAGACGUUGGAGAAGAAACUUCAUCAAGUCAAGGAGUACAAAGAUGACAUAAAUCGCCGGAAAACAGUUCGCCAGAAUCAAUCUCAUCGAACUCCACCCGAGGAUUUUCGUAAAAUGAGCGUGAUUCCCCAAGCUGCAGAUUUAAGACCUUACAGCAAGCCUUUCCUUCGUGAAAACGUUGUAGAUGGAAAGUACUUAGACCAGGAUCAUUAUUUAGACGUGCAAUUUCGACUUUUAAGAGAAGACUUCAUCCUGCCUUUGCGCAAUGGAAUAGAACAACUUCAAAAGUCCUACAAUCCGGGAGCAGGGAACGUGAAUCACAGCAAACGCGCGCGAAGCGUUCGCGUGUACCAUGACGUCACAAUAAUGUAUCCCGUAUGCAGCGGAAAGGGUAUGGUUUACAGAAUCCGGUUCAACUCGUUUCACCCGGAUGUAGUUCGCGUGAGAUGGGAGAAGAGCAAGCUUCUCAAACUGGGCUCUCUCCUUUGUCUUUCAUCAGAUGAUUUUCGCACUCUUCUAUUUGCGACCGUGGAGAAUCGAGAUUCACGCGACCUCUGUGUUGGCGAGCUUGAAGUGCGAUUUGAAGACGUCCAGUUCGAAAACCUGAAUCGGUUUAUUGAGGAAAAAAAGAAGUUUGAUAUGGUAGAAUCCCCAGCGUUCUUUCAAGCCUACAGACAUGUUUUGGAAGGUUUGCAAGAAAUUGAGCCGGGUGGACUUCCAUUUGAAGAACACAUUGUACAAUGCAAUCAAGAUGUGGAGCCACCUGCCUAUGAAAUUAACACCGGUGGUUUGUUCGACAUGAGUGGAAUGAUAGGAGAAGGAGUGGACUCAACGGCUUCUCAACCAAGUGCCGGUGAUGACAGUAAUGAAGUUUCCGAAAAUGGCAGCCAAGUAACCGACCGACCCGCUCGUGUCGAGAAUAUUUACGACUUGGAACUCAAUCCAGAAGAUCUGGGCUUCAACGAGUCACAGAUGAGCGCAUUCAAAAUGGCACUGACCAAAAAGUUCGCCGUCAUUCAAGGACCGCCAGGGACUGGGAAGACAUACGUUGGUCACAAGAUAGCACGUGUUCUUCUACAGAGCGCCCCUAUGUGGCAGAACGAUAGUGAACCGUCACCAAUUUUGAUGGUGUCGUACACGAACCACGCCUUAGACGAUUUCUUGGCCGGCCUACCGAUGGAAGGUAUUGUGCGCGUUGGUGGACGUUGCAGUGAAAAGUUGGAGCGCUGCUCCCUAAAGGCUCGGCGGAAUGAAGCUGCUGACAACAAGGAAACUCCAUAUACAAUCUACAGUGCAAGAAGAAGUGCCCAAGACGAAAUCAGAGAACUAAACAAAGAAGGAUCCCUCGAUCUUUGUGUUACUGUCCUAAAAUUUUCCAGAAGAAGGAUUCUCACCUUUCAAAUUUUAAUGAAAUUCAUGAUGGUUCGUCAUGUCAAAUGGUUCAACAAAUUUCCACACAGCAACGAUUAUUUGUUAUGUGAAUGGUUGGGGCUGCACUUCGUUGCUGAGCGAAAUGAUACCAAGAACAGUGACUAUGAAGCAAAAAUGGAGAAAGUUUUUCAGACGCAGGAGUCAGCUCGGAACUUCGAAGAUAACGAGGAGGAAAGAGAAAUCCAACCUUCAGAUGUAACUAUCAGUACAACUGAAGACAUCGAAAAACCAGUUUUCCUUCGUAACCAUCUUCUUCGAGAAGAAGUCAUUAGUGAGCAGAAAAGUAAUAUUUACAACUUGUUGAAAUUGUCGCUACCCGAACGAUGGAAUCUGUACAGGUUGUGGCUUCAGAAAGCAGAGAAAUACUACAUGAGGAAACUUCAGAGCAAACAGCCAGAUUACGAAAGAGCAUUGGCGCGUAAGUUUGAAGUGAUGCAAGAAGAAGACUUUCAUGUUCUCCAAAGUGCGAAGAUCAUUGGAAUGACCACCACUUGUGCCGCCAAAUAUCGCCGUAUACUCCAGCGGAUACGCCCUAAAAUUGUACUUGUUGAAGAAGCCGCUGAAGUAAUGGAGGCCCACAUAAUUACGUCACUGACCAAAGACUGUCAACACCUGAUUUUGAUUGGUGAUCACAAGCAACUCAGACCUAAACCGGAAGUGUAUGUCUUAGCCAAGAAGUACCAUCUGGAUGUGUCCCUGUUUGAGAGAAUGGUGAAUGUGGGACUUCAGUGUGAGACCCUCAACGUACAACAUCGUAUGAGACCUGAAAUUGCCGCCUUGAUGAAACACAUUUAUGACGAUCUUGAGAAUCACAAGACAGUGGAGAAAUAUGAAGAUAUCAAAGGAAUGAAGAAGAACAUGUUCUUUAUCAACCACAGUCAUUUAGAGAAUCCCUGCGAAGAUUCGUACAGCCACGUGAAUGAUCACGAAGCUAAGUUUGUGGUGGCCUUGUGUCGGUAUCUGUUACAACAAGGUUAUAAAGCCCAUCAAAUUACCCUUCUGACAACCUACACAGGACAAAUGUUCGCCAUCAGAGACUGCGUCCAAGUGAGACAAAGGGACGACCUCAGCCAAGUGCGUCUUACAACAGUUGACAACUUUCAAGGUGAAGAAAAUGACAUCAUUCUUCUAUCGCUCGUGCGCAGUAACGAAGAAGACGAGGCUGGGUUCAUCAAGAUGGAAAACCGUGCAUGCGUGGCGCUUUCUCGUGCUAAAAAGGGCUUUUACUGUAUUGGAAACUUCACCCUUCUCUGCAAACACAGUGAAGUCUGGAACAAAAUUGUCGACGAUUUAAAAGCAAGUAGUAGCUUUGGAGAGUCUUUAACUCUCAUCUGUCAAAGCCACAAUGAAGAGAUCACAGCAGAAACAGCCGAAGAUUUCGAAGGAAAAGCUCCUGAAGGGGGAUGUCAGCGUCCCUGUGAAGUGCGCCUGAAAUGCGGGCAUGCAUGCAAACGGUCAUGUCACCCAAAUGAUGUCGAUCACUUGGAAUAUCGGUGCGGAGAGCCGUGCGUCAAGAAAAUCGUUGGCUGUGACCACACGUGUUCAAAGCUUUGCUGGCAGAAAUGCGACACAUACUGUCAAGUGGUGGUGGAGAAGGCUUUACCAUCCUGCGGGCAUAAGGCAACCGUGAAAUGCGGCGAUGAUUUGAAGAAGGUCCAGUGCCAAGCAACGUGCGAUAAAAAGCUACCCUGUUUCCACCGCUGUCAGAGCUACUGUAGUCAACCUUGCACAAGAAAAUGCCAAGAGCUUGUCAAGAGAAAAGAUUGGCCUUGUGGUCAUGAAGUUGAGAUUGCUUGCUCGGCAACUCCGGCAGAUUGCCCAGUCCUUUGUGGUGCCACUUUGGAAUGUGGUCACCCGUGCCCCGGGAAGUGUGGCGAGUGUCGCAUGGGUCGAGUUCAUAAGCGCUGCAAACUGAAGUGUAGCCGUGUAUUGGUCUGCUCUCAUGUCUGCAAGGCAGGGUGCACAAGCUCUUGCCCGCCUUGCACGGUUUCUUGCGAAAACCGUUGCGUGCAUUCGAAAUGUGAUUUCCAGUGUGGGGAGGCUUGCAAGCCUUGCGCUGAAAAGUGCAAGUGGGAAUGCUUUCAUUUCAAGUGUAGCAAGUUGUGUGGUGAAUUGUGCGAUCGCCCAAGAUGUGACAGGCCCUGCAAGAAGUUCCUCAAAUGUGAAAAGAAGAAGCGUCGCCGCCAUCGCUGUCGAGGUUUGUGUGGAGAGCAAUGUAUUUGUGCUGUGUGCAUGAAGAACGAUGGCGACCCGAUCACCCAAAUUUUUUUAGGUGGAGAAGACGAAUCUGGUGCACGUUUCAUUCAGCUUCCGGACUGCAAACACAUCUUCGCAGUAAAAGAUCUUGAUUACUACAUGGACAUGCCUAUUAACAGCGAAGAUAACCGUCACGUGAUUCAACUGAAAACUUGUCCUCGUUGCAAGACUGCUAUCCGAAGGAGCCAGCGAUACGGUAAUGUUAUUAAACAGCAGCUGCUCGACAUUGAGAAAGUGAAGGCCAAGGUCAACGGAAAUCAGGAUGAGAUCGAAACUACGAGAGAAGAUUUGAAAAGACGUUUGCAAGUUUUACGGCCGAAAUUUGCAGCUAAGGAGGAGUGGAGCGUAUUGAUGAAACGUGUCAACAAAAUAUCCAACUCAGUAGUAGCAGCUGUAGUCACAAACCAGGUGAUGCUGAUGGAGCGAUUUCUCCCGAUAGACCGGAAGCUUAAAGCAAAGCUUCCCAACAACAGGAGUCAAUCAGAAGGUUUGACUCUCCAGGAGGAAUUGGAGCAUUUAAAAACACGUGCAAUAUCCGGAACAGUUUCGGAGAGAGAGCUGUGCGACAUAAACUUGGAAUGUACGAGGAUUAAUCUGCGAUUCGAACUGUGUCUGCUGAAACACAACAUUACAAAACUCAACCUGACGCUGAUGGAAUCGCAUGGUAACCUUUUGAGAGAUGUGCAGGAUGAGCUGUCCAGCGGUAAACUUAUACAAACCGAGAGGCUUGACGAACUACUAGAGAUGUUAUCGGGAAUUAGGAAGGAUUACCCAAGUCUUUGGCCGAUAACGCCAGAAGAGAGACAACAAAUCGUAUCUGCCAUGGGCUUUAAACAAGGUCAUUGGUUCAAAUGUCCAAACGGACAUCCCUACACUAUAGGUGAGUGUGGUGGCGCCAUGCAGAAAAGCACGUGCAAUGAAUGCGGAGCUGUGAUUGGUGGAGCGCUUCACAGACUGGAAGACGGAAACCAGUUAGCUCCUGAGAUGGAUGGUGCGAGACACGCGGCCUGGUCAGAACAAGCGAACAUGGAAAAUUACAGGAUCGUAGAUGAGGCGUAAAAAGGUUUAAAACUGAGUUUAAAAUGUAAUCGGAAGCUUAUUAAUUAUACAUUCAGUAG
Molecule: messenger RNA, 5609 nt
Organism: Pocillopora verrucosa
Lineage: Eukaryota; Metazoa; Cnidaria; Anthozoa; Scleractinia; Pocilloporidae
Product: NFX1-type zinc finger-containing protein 1-like
Biological process (GO): regulatory ncRNA-mediated heterochromatin formation
Cellular component (GO): nuclear RNA-directed RNA polymerase complex
Molecular function (GO): helicase activity
Source: RefSeq, a predicted model, not a curated record